Molecule: messenger RNA, 2437 nt
Organism: Trifolium pratense (red clover)
Lineage: Eukaryota; Viridiplantae; Streptophyta; Magnoliopsida; Fabales; Fabaceae
Exons: 11
Coding region: 382-2208 (608 amino acids)
Source: RefSeq, a predicted model, not a curated record
CAGCUUGAUAUUUUUUUGUAUUAUGUGAUUCUUAUUUUAUUAUUAUGGUUAAAUAUGAUGGAACAACAUCAAAUCAAACACAACUGGAACACUUUCUCGGAUGAGGCAACAACCUCGUCGUUUUCCUUCUUCUUCUAUUGACCCUCUCAGUCUCAGUCUUUUGUUGUUUACUCACACUCUGUCUUUCACUCUGUUCAACAUUUCUACCACCAAUAAUAAUAAUAAUAAUAAUAAUACUAUUAUAUAACCAAAAUCUUUCUUCUUUAUGUAGAAGCUACAAUUUUUCUUUUCUGGGUUUUCUCAUUUUUCUUUCAAUUUUCCCGCUCCAAUUGUUUGUUGCUAUUACAUUGCAUUGUUUUCUGAGAUAAAGUGGAACAUCAAAUGAAUGCUAGAGCACGCUCAACUCUCCACUCAAUCAAAUCUUCUUUCAAUGAUGCCAAAAAGGAGAAGAUGGAAGGUGGAGGGAGCAAGAGCAAAGCAAUGAAAAAUGGCCGUCGAUCUAAUCGAGAAAGGAAGAUUGCAUUGUUACAAGAUGUAGAUAAGUUGAAGAGGAAGCUAAGACAUGAAGAGAAUGUUCAUAGAGCUUUAGAAAGAGCAUUUACUAGACCUUUGGGAUCUUUACCUCGUCUUCCUCCUUAUCUUCCUCCAUAUACAUUGGAGCUUCUAGCUGAAGUGGCUGUAUUGGAAGAGGAAGUAGUUAGGCUUGAAGAACAAGUUGUAAAUUUCAGACAAGGUUUAUAUCAAGAAGCUGUAUACAUUUCCUCCAAAAGAAAUGCAGAAAAUUUGAAUGACCCUAUUGACCAAAACAACAUGAGAAGUAGUAAUUCUAAGCAUCAAAGAUCAAAAUCUUAUUCACAAAGUGAAUUUAAUUCAAUGACAACAAGGCUACCACCACAGAAUUCUCUUGCCAGAAGUGCUUCUAGCAGAAAGCUAUUAUUCUCUCCUGACACUGUCAUUAAUCACAGUGGAAAUAAUGGGAAACAAUUACACAGAAAACAAGAUUCAUUUUCAUCUAUUCAAGAAGAAGGAAGGGGAAAAGAGAAUUUCUUGUUUGGUAACUUUGUGAAAGAUAAGCAAUCACCUGUGAAGAGAAUAUCCAAACUCAUUACUCCAUUAAAGAAAUCACCACUCAAACAUGAAUCAGCUCAAAAGUCCAUGGAUCAAUUGAAAUUACAGCUGGAUUGGAGAUUAUCAGAACAUGAAAGGGCACAGAGUUUCUUAAAUUCACCAAUAGAAAAUAAAGUGUCAGAAAUUGAUGGCACACCAAAUAGAGUUUCAGAGGAUCUUGUCAAGUGUUUGUCUAACAUAUUUGUGAGAAUUGGUACAUCCAAGGACAAAUUUGUUGAAUCUAAAACUCCUUCAACUUCUGGAUCAUCUUUCAACCAAUGUAGGAAAGAAAAGGAUCAGUUUUGUGAUCCUUAUGAUAUCUGUUCAGAAUCUAAAACAAGAGAAGUUGGUCCAUAUAAGAAUUUGUGUGAAGUUAAAGGUUCCACUGUUGAUCUCAAUAAAACAACAAAUGCAAUGUUUUUGAUCCACAGAUUGAAGUUCCUACUUGGUAAACUUGCCUCUUUGAACUUGAAGGGACUUAACCAUCAAGAAAAACUUGCAUUCUGGAUAAACACUUAUAAUUCUUCUAUUCUGAAUGCAUACUUAGAACAUGGCAUACCUGAAAGUCCUGAAAUGGUUGUAGCACUAAUGCAAAAGGCAACAAUAGUAGUAGGGGGGCAGUUGCUGAAUGCAAUCACAAUAGAACAUUUUAUCUUGAGACUACCUUAUCAUCUUAAGUUUACAUGUCCAAAAGCUGCCAAAAAUGAUGAGGUGAAAGCAAGAAGCAUAUUUGGAUUGGAAUGGUCUGAGCCCUUAGUGACAUUUGCACUUUCCUGUGGAAGCUGGUCUUCACCUGCAGUGAGGGUGUAUACAGCAUCACAAGUUGAUAAUGAAUUAGAAGCAGCAAAGAGAGAUUAUUUACAAGCUUCAAUUGGAAUUACAAAAUCAAACAAGAUAAUAAUUCCCAAAUUAUUGGAUUGGUAUUUACUAGAUUUUGCAAAGGACCUUGAUUCUUUAUUGGACUGGAUUUGUCUCCAAUUACCUAAUGAAAUAAGAAACCAAGCAGUUAAAUGUAUUGAAGGAAGGGAAAAUGAGUCUCUUUCACAUAUGGUACAAAUGAAGCCUUAUGAUUUCAGUUUCAGGUUGCUUUUACAUCAAUGAAUUAGUCUCUUAAGUUUUUUAAUUUUGAUGUGGUGGGUAUUUUUUGUACAUUGGAUAGUUACAUAGAAAAUAUAUAAGCCAAAACAUGUAAUAAUGUUUCGGAGCAACUUUACGCAUUCACACAUGUUUAAAAAAUUAAAUGUGUUUUUAGAAGCGUAGUUCUGAAAGACAUAUUUCGCUAGGAAGUGUAUUUUCGGAUUGCAUAAAAUUAUCAUUUUUCUUCUUUUGA